GGGUCACACUUGGUGGGAUGUAAAAUGAAGUAUUGCAGACAGUUUUGAAGAAAAUGGCGACGGCAACAAAGACUCUUCAAAGGAUUAGAAAUUUUCUUUCUGGCCAAAAUCUUCUCAUAGCUCAAAGGUAUGUGGAGCAAGUCUCGUCUGAAGUUAUGGUUAUGGCUCCAAGGACUCAAGAGCCACCCAAUUUACCAGGUGGAGUAGCUCACAAACUGGCUGCCAACUACUAUUGCAGUAGAGAUUUACGACGAGCGGCUGCGCCACCGACUAUUGGUUAUACAUCGCAAAAUCUUUUGGAAUCUGGUUCGCAGACGAAGGAGUUAAAAAGUGAGAUAUUGGCAGGUUUAUCUCCUGGCUCUGUCUACGUUCCUCCGCCUUGAAUAUCUCUUUUAUACGAACAGGCGCGUUUAUAAUCUGAUAUUUUAGAACGUAAUUGUCUAUUGACGCAUUCUUUUGUCUGAAAAACGUGGUGUCGGUGUUUGAAGCAAACUGUGCAAAUUACAUAGUAUUUAUUUUUUAUUCAUAUGUAUGCGCUUUAUUUUUUGGAAUUAAGCUUCUGUAUUAUUGAGUAGAAAAUGAAUUAUUCAUAUAUGUUAAGGCAUGCUUAAUUUCGUCAAAGAUUUGAACUCGAAUUUGAAUUUGCUUAUAUGAAAUUUACCCUGCGUAUAUAUUUGCAGUACUGUAUGUUUGGAAUACUAUUAAAAGUUUUUAUAAUUCCGUUCGGAAAUUCGCAAGGAACAUGUCCAACGGAUGUUAACAAUAAUGAUAAUCAACUUGAAUGUGCGCUUUUCUUCUUUUGAUAGAUGGGAAUGAGUAAUA
Molecule: messenger RNA, 822 nt
Organism: Dendronephthya gigantea
Lineage: Eukaryota; Metazoa; Cnidaria; Anthozoa; Malacalcyonacea; Nephtheidae
Product: NADH dehydrogenase [ubiquinone] 1 alpha subcomplex subunit 7-like
Exons: 4
Coding region: 54-383 (109 amino acids)
Biological process (GO): ATP synthesis coupled electron transport; mitochondrial electron transport, NADH to ubiquinone
Cellular component (GO): mitochondrial inner membrane
Source: RefSeq, a predicted model, not a curated record